This is a messenger RNA of Juglans microcarpa x Juglans regia, 1304 nucleotides long. Its product is annotated as probable isoaspartyl peptidase/L-asparaginase 2. The transcript is spliced from 4 exons. Lineage: Eukaryota; Viridiplantae; Streptophyta; Magnoliopsida; Fagales; Juglandaceae. The record is from RefSeq and is a predicted model, not a curated record. Bases 128 to 1108 code for a protein of 326 amino acids. Gene Ontology annotation, molecular function: hydrolase activity.
CUUGGAGUCCGCCCCACCUCCUAUUUAAACGCACCAACUUCCCCCCGUGUCUUCUCGUAAUUCAGUAACGUACUUUCGCAACGACAGCCGGGGAGAGCGAGCGAGCGAGAGAGCCGGAGAGAAAACAAUGGGAGGGUGGGCUAUAGCGGUGCAUGGUGGCGCUGGUGUGGACCCAAAUCUCCCUCAACAGCGUCAAGAGGAGGCCAAACAACUCCUCACUCGCUGCCUCAAUCUUGGUAUCUCCGCUUUUCGCUCCAAUCUCCCUGCCAUCGAUGUCGUCGAACUCGUUGUUAGAGAACUGGAAACCGACCCCCUGUUCAACUCCGGCCGUGGAUCUGCCCUGACGGCGAAAGGUACGGUGGAGAUGGAAGCGAGCAUCAUGGACGGGUGUGGGAGGAGAUGCGGUGCUGUUUCGGGCGUGACCACCGUCAAGAACCCCGUCUCUUUGGCCCGACUCGUCAUGGAGAGAUCUCCCCACUCCUACCUAGCUUUCUCCGGAGCCGAAGAAUUCGCCAGGCAACAGGGUGUGGAGGUCGUGGACAAUGAAUAUUUCAUCACGGAAGAAAACGUGGGAAUGCUGAAAUUGGCAAAGGAAGCAAACACCAUCGUGUUUGACUACAGGAUCCCAGCGCUUGGAUUGGAGACAUGCAGCGCCGUGGUGGAGAGUCCAAUCCAGAUGAACGGGCUGCCAAUCAGCGUGUACGCGCCGGAGACGGUAGGGUGCGUGGUGGUGGACAGCAAGGGAAGGUGUGCGGCUGCAACAUCAACCGGCGGGCUGAUGAACAAGAUGACCGGUCGCAUUGGAGACUCGCCGCUGAUCGGUGCCGGGACCUACGCAUGUAAUCUCUGCGGGGUGUCGUGCACGGGAGAGGGCGAGGCGAUCAUAAGGGGGACUCUGGCGCGGGAGGUGGCGGCAGUGAUGGAAUACAAGGGGCUGGGGCUUCAGGAGGCUGUGGAUUUUGUUGUCAAGGAGCGGCUCGAUGAAGGGAAGGCUGGCCUCAUAGCAGUGUCGAGCAAAGGGGAAGUUGCAUGCGGGUUCAAUACAACUGGGAUGUUCAGGGGCUUUGCUACUGAGGAUGGAUUCAUGGAGGUUGGCAUUUGGGACUAAGUGGGGAAUUGGCUUCUUUUCUUGCUGGUUUGGUUGUGUUUGCUGCUCCAUGCUCUCUGCUUUGGCUGCGUUUCUAGUGCUGUUUCAUGAUUUCAUUACAUUGGGGCUACCUUUCAUGUAAUCCAUACGCCUAAGUAUGUAAAAAAUCUUGGAAGUCAAAAAAAAAGAAAGAAAUGCCAAGGCCAACUUUCCUGUC